AUUUCUUUGAGGUGGUCGUAAUACAUUAAGUUGUGUCUGCCCAGAGCAUAACGGCAGCCUCGCCUUGGAAGCGGGCAUUUCAGGCAAGGUAAAGGCAGUUGUGAUAUAAAUGAACGGCUUGCACGGCAAAUUUGGCACCUACUGGUAUUGACCGGAAAGUUUACUCUGGACUCCAACAACUCAUUGUAUGACGGACCUCCGACUUAACCCGCUGCCAUGCACUCGGGAUCCGACAUUUUACACAACCUUGGCGAAACAAACCAGGACACAUUCCGCAGUCACCGGGACCUUGCACGCAGCGAGAAUGACGAGUCGCCAACUCCGUCAAUUUAUAUGGCAACACUAGAACAUGGAAACAGGAAGAAAUCCGAACCUUCCGCUCCUUUGAGAGAAAUCAACGAAUUCGGUAUUGGAAUCGGUCAUACAACAAUACGAUCGUAUCGGGAUCGUCAGGGGCUUUUCAAGACGGAUCAGCUAGCCGGCGUGCCAUCGAAAGACAAGAGCUACAACGAUAGAACUCAAGUACCAGAGGUCACCUUUUACCAUCGUGUGGACACAUUUGGAAAAGUCUGGCCAGAAAGAAUAGAGGUAAAUUGGUGGGAAUUUGUCGAUUUCCUUGAAGGCCUUGAGCCGUUUCCCCUUUCUGAAAGGGCGACAACCCGGGGGUCCGUUUUCAAUCCACCGUAUGUAUCGCUUUUCCACCGCUUAGACGCACUCGAGAGGGAGUCAGCGACAACGCAGCCAAAGUCUACGACCGCCAACAGUACCAAAGCUUCAACACAUAAUCUUGGCAUUACCAAGACGAUCCUAGAGUUUCUCAAACCAACCUUCCAUGAAACCCGAUCGAGACUCGAACUCUUGAACUCAGCCGGUCCCAGUACUCUUGUCCAAUAUGACGAUCUCUGGAUGCUUUACACACCGGGCGAACCCAUCUUCGUCAGGAUUUCGGGGCUGGAAACCUUGUGCUACAUGGUCGACUACCCGAGUGUCGCCGCGGCACCCCCGGGAAUGUACCAAGGGCAGCUCCUGCUUUAUUGCUGGUCAAUGACAUACAGUCCGCAGCUGGAUGUCUUCGUCAAACAGGAUCAUGUCUUUAACGUGGAGCGAUUCCAUGGUGGAAAAGAGAUCGCAAGACUGCCUUUCGUACCUGCAAGAUUCAUGGAGGAUCUAGAUGCUGUCAAGGCAUUUGCAGUGUCUCGAGGUCAGAGCUACUGGGAAAUGGAGACAACAUCCAGAUUUCAGCAGUUGGCGACAUCCAAAGAACAUAGUCAUGAUAAGGGUUCCGGGAUAAGAGUCAUUGUGCAGACACAGAUCGACAGUGCAAUGGAUGAACGCCGGCCCCCACGCGUUCCAUCACUCAUGUUCAACCAACGCGAAGCUAUUGAAGAGUGGAGCGAAAGGACUAGAAGAGGAUCCGAAAUCUAUCAGACGACUGAGAAUCGCGGAAUAGGCUACGACUCUGACGACGUCCCCAUGCAAACUGGAUCCGAAGAAGUAGGAAAUAUACGGGGCAAUUGGUUUCGCGACUACGACAGCAUUCCGCCAACGACUAAACCGGAUGAGCUGGCCAUGAUGCUUUGCCCUGGUAUGGUCCAUGCGUUCAGUCUCCGUGACAAAAGAUGGGAUUGGUACAAUGUCGCGCACCUCAAACCCGUGCAAUUUGCAGUCGAUGCAUGGAAACGACUGGUCCUCAAAGCGGAGUACAAAGAAGUCAUCUGGGCCAUGGUCAAGUCCUAUCUCGCGCAUAGUACCAAUUUCCACGACCUUGUUGACGGGAAAGGCGAGGGCUUGGUCAUUCUUCUGCAUGGGCCUCCAGGCGUUGGCAAAACUUUGACCGCAGAAUGCGUAGCAGAAUCCUUCAAGAAGCCUCUUUACAUGGUAACGGCAGGAGAUCUUGGGACAGAUCCCGAGACCCUCGAGGGGAAGUUAUCGAAGAUCUUCGAUCAUGCCGUAGCGUGGGAUGCCAUACUGUUGCUAGACGAAGCAGACAUCUUCCUGCAGGACCGAGACUACGAUAAUCUUCAAAGAAACGCGUUGGUAUCCAUCUUCCUCCGAACGUUGGAAUACUUCAACGGCAUCAUGUUCCUAACCAGCAACCGCAUCGGCGCCUUCGACCAAGCCUUCCAAUCCAGAAUCCACAUCACAAUCGGCAUGCCCGAAUUCGACGAACCCCUCCGCAAAGAAGUCUGGAAGAUCUUCAUCCAAGACCUCGGUCGCAAGCGCCGCGACGGCUCACCAGCCCUUCUCUCACGGGAAGAGUGCAAGGCGCUAGGCAGCGAAGUGACCAAGUCCUGGGCUUCGCAGCCCCUCAACGGCCGUCAAAUCCGCAACUGCGUCAGGAGCGCGUUGGCACUGGCGGAAGAUAAGGGGGUCAAGCCGGACGCGAGCCACUUCAACAAGGUCCUCAAGCUUGGGAACGCGUUCACGCAGUACAUGACCAAAUUGCAAAAGGCGGAGGCCGAGGAGAUUGCUCAGAUAAAGGGUGAUCGACUUGCGGCGAUGAAGGACAUCAUGGCUCAAAGUGAUGCUGCUUAGGUGGCAGCUGGUGAUGUUGACGGUUCCGCGGUCGAAGGGGGUGUCCCUCUGCGCGGAAGGUCUUCUGAGCAGGUUUCAUAGAGUCGACUACAUACGAAUAGUUC
Molecule: messenger RNA, 2639 nt
Organism: Colletotrichum scovillei
Lineage: Eukaryota; Fungi; Ascomycota; Sordariomycetes; Glomerellales; Glomerellaceae
Exons: 5
Coding region: 217-2535 (772 amino acids)
Molecular function (GO): ATP hydrolysis activity; ATP binding
Source: RefSeq, a predicted model, not a curated record